UGGCGGAGGCCUGCAGCCUGUAGCCCCUGCGAGCCUUAGGGACCGGGCUGCAGGGCGGGGAAAACGGUGGUGGUGUCUCCCUUCUGUUCCCUGGGGCUCUAGGCGCCUGGGUGGAGGAUCCUUACAUCGGAAAGCGCGCCGUGACUCUGUGUUUUGCGAGUGUUUGUGUGUGUCAGGAUGAGUGUCUGGGUGUGUUGGUGUCUAGCGCGCUCCCCUUAGGCGCACCCUGAGUGUGCGCAGCGCUGUCGGGAACUUGUGCACAGAGCUGGAAGUUGGGGGGUACCGUAUUGUAGCUAUCAAGGAAUUUGCAGUCUAGCAGGAGACAGGCUACCCAGGGUACUUGGGGACAGGGAGGGUCAUGUUAGUCGACUGGAUGGUCAGGAAAGAGUUUAUCAGGAGGGGCCGCUGGAAUGAGUUUUGAUUAGUGAGUGGAGUUACCGCUUGGAGAAGGGAGUGAAAAUCUGAAGGGUGUUCCACGCGGAGCAGAAAGGAUGGGUGGAACGACUUGUAAAGGGGGAAAAAACCCAGAACAAAUCAUGGAUCCUGUCCAAACUCAAGGAUGUCACUUGUCAGAGUGAACCGUUAUGGUCCUCGGGGAGGAGGAAGGAAAGUGCUGAAGGUAAAGAAGAAGAAAACAUCAGUGAAGCAAGAAUGGGAUAAUACUGUGAAUGACCUAACAGUUCAUCGGGCAACUCCUGAAGAUCUGAUACGUCGUCAUGAAAUACACAAAUCAAAGAACAGAGCAUUAGUACACUGGGAACUCCAAGAAAAAGCUUUGAAGAGAAAAUGGAAGAGGCAGAAACCAGAAAUUUCUAAUCUUGAGAGAAGAAGAUUGUCUAUAAUGAAGGAGAUUCUUUCUGAUCAAUACCAGAUGCAGGAUGUAUUAGAAAAAUCUGAUCAUUUGAUGGCUGAAGCAAAAGAUCUGUUUGUUCAUUUUCCCCGUAGGCGCACAGGGUUUCCGAAUGUAACUAUGGCUCCUGAUUCCUCUCAGGGUCCUAUUUUGGUAAAUCAAGACCCUGUCACGCAGGCCAUUCUUAAUGAAUCCAUCACGGAGCCUCAGGCUCUUAAUGAAGUAGAUGAUGAUGAAGAACGAACUGGUAACAGCCAGUCCGAAGAAAGUGAGAAUGAAUUGGAUAACUCUCUAAACUCUCAGUCAAAUAUGAAUGUAGAUAGGUUUCUCCACCAACUAAAGGAAGAUAAUUAUGAGUUAAUUAAUAAACUGUGGACUGAUAUUCAGCAGAAAAUAACAACACAGUCACAAACGCCUCCAGGAACUCCAUCACCUGCUGCUCCAUCAGGAGAACAAAAAGCUGCUCUGAAUGCUACCAAUGCUGUCAAGAGAAUCCAGACCAGGCUUCAAUCUGAAGAAUCUACUGAGACUCUAGACUCAAGUUAUGUUGUGGGACAAGUGCUGAGCUCAAGGAAGCAAAAACAGUUGUUAAAGAAAGUGAAAGGAAAAGCGGAUUCUCAUGCUCCUUCCAAGCAGAAGAAGAACGUGUUAACAGCUAGCACAGCCUCCACAGACUUACCAAAUAGCAACAGUUCCAGCCUGGAUGUCCUCAAACACAUGAUAAAUGAAGUGGAACAUGAAAUGGAAGAAUAUGAACGAUGGACAGGACGUGAGGUCAAGGGACUGCAGGGCAGUCAGGGCCUUACAGGCUUCACUCUGUCACUGGUGAGCUCCCUCUGUCGCCUGGUUCGGUACCUGAAAGAGAGCGAGGUCCAACUGCGUAAAGAAGUAGAGACGAGGCAGCAACUGGAGCAAAUGUUGGGUGAUCAUCGGGAGCUCAUUGAUGCUCUUACAGCUGAAAUUCUUCUUCUUAGAGAAGAAAAUACUGCUACCCAGGCAAGACUUCAGCAAUACAUGGUCACAACAGAUGAGCAACUUAUAUCGCUCACACAUGCCAUGAAGAACUGUCCAGUGAUAAAAAGCAACAAAGAAUGUCAGGCAUCAGAAAGGGGAUCCACGAGUAGGAAAAUUAUAGACAAUCCUGAGGGCCCUGUUGUAAAUGCUAAUGUCUCCAUGCCAUUGGUGUUCAGAGGGGAAGAAUUGGCUGAAUUCGCACAGGAAGACUUGCCUGUUAAACUGUCUCAGGUGCCAACUCCCCUGGAUAGUGUGAAUCUGACCAACAGUUUUCCAGCGCAUAUAUUUGAACCGGCUGUGUUGUUAACACCACCCAGGCAGAAGAGCAACUCUGGAUUCUCUCCCUUGCAGGACGUAUUGAGGAGGACUGUUCAAACUCGUCCUGCUCCAAGAAUUCCUCCAACUGUGGAAAUAAUUGAGAAGGAACAAAAUUGGGAAAAGAAGACCUUACCUACUGACACAGACAAUCAGAAUUCAAGUGAAGAGAGUCGUCUCUUCACUCAGAGGUGGAGGGUGUCUCACAUGGGGGAAGAUCUGGAGAACAAAGCCCAGGCUCCUUUUGUUAACCUCUCACAGCCCUUCUGUAGUUCUCGUUCAAACACUCAGCAGGCCAGAAUCCCCGAGUUCUCAGAAGAGCCCCUGGUACUGGGAGACGGGCAGCAGCUUAGAACAAAUGAGGCAUUAAUACAAAGAAAAGACAUCAUGGCACGAAUUGCUGAGUUGACACUGCAGAAUUCAGCUAUCAAGGCACAUCUGAAUAAUAUUGGGCCAGGAGGAGAGCAAGGGGAUGGAGUUCGGGAAUUAAACAAACAAGAGACAAGUCAUGUGAGCGACAUGACUGCAACUUUUCCAGCAACACAACCUCUAACACCAAGUAGCAUGGAGGAACGGAUUGCAGAAUUGAAUCGGCAGAGUAUGGAGGCUCGUGGAAAACUCUUGCAGUUAAUAGAGCAGCAGAAACUUAUUGGCCUGAAUCUUUCCUCUCCACUGGUGUCACCCAUUCCAUCACCUCUCAGAGCAUGGACUGAAGGAGGAAAGAGGACAAUUGAAGUAUCUAUUCCAGGAGCUGAAGCCCCAGAAAGCUCAAAAUGCAGUACUAUCUCUCCUACCAGUGGGAUAAAUACACGAAGAUCUUCAGGGGCUACUAGUAAUUCUUGUUCUCCAUUAAACGCCACUUCAGGAAGUGGGCGAUUCACACCUGUUAAUCCAAGAGCAAAGAUUGAGAAACAGAAUGAAGAAGGCUGGUUUGCUCUUUCUACCCACGUGUCAUAAGUGAAGUUAGUUGUACAGAAUUUUUUUUCAGUAGUAUAUUCUUGAGCUUCCACUCCCGUUUCCCUGCUCCUGCUUUCAAGUUUUCAUGUCCUUUUAGAUAAAACCUACAAAGAUCUUGUAACUUAGUACUUAUGGAACAAAGAAUAAAGAAAUUAUUUAAAUCUUGGAUCUUUUCAAAUAAAUUUCCAACAACUAACCAAUGUACAACCUCCUGUGAAUAAAAUUUUGAUUAUAGGGAAAUUGAAGUUUUAUAUUCUAAUAAUUUCAUAAGUAUUGUAAAGUUUUGCUGAGUAACACAUUUUUACCUUUAUCAUCUUUAUUCAGGUUUUUUCUUUUUUUGGUCUAGUAUAUCUUAAAUUAUUUCUUUCUUUUAUUUUUUUCUGAAGAAUUAAGUUGCUUUGCAUGUAACUUACAAUAAAAUGGCUCUGGGUGAUUAAAGUCUGGCUUUCAGAAAAAUUUAACAUUCCCUUUGAUUUCUUUUUGGGAGGGAAGUUACUGUUGUCCAUGGCUUUUUCCACCGAGUGGAAUGUAUAGCUUUAAAAAGUAGGUGUGGGAACAUCUGUUUAUAUUUGUUUAUGCAGAUAAGAGUGGUUGUAUAUAUCAUAAAAUUCUUAUACAGGCUUUAAAUGUGAAAAUGUCAUCAAUAAUGGUAAUGUACAUCAAAUAAAUAAUGCUCAUAGAGCUCAUGUCUAAA
This is a messenger RNA of Leptonychotes weddellii (Weddell seal), 3830 nucleotides long. The record is from RefSeq and is a predicted model, not a curated record. Lineage: Eukaryota; Metazoa; Chordata; Mammalia; Carnivora; Phocidae.